Paramacrobiotus metropolitanus is the source of this 2517-nucleotide messenger RNA. Its product is annotated as RNA cytosine C(5)-methyltransferase NSUN2-like. Gene Ontology annotation, biological process: tRNA methylation. Gene Ontology annotation, cellular component: nucleus; cytoplasm. Gene Ontology annotation, molecular function: tRNA binding; tRNA (cytidine-N5)-methyltransferase activity. The record is from RefSeq and is a predicted model, not a curated record. Lineage: Eukaryota; Metazoa; Tardigrada; Eutardigrada; Parachela; Macrobiotidae. The transcript is spliced from 3 exons. Bases 241 to 2316 code for a protein of 691 amino acids.
UCUCAGUUCUCUGGAAACUUUUCGAGUUACCUUAUUUCGAAGCUUUUCUGUUCCAUAUAAUUUGUUAUUUGAUAUACAGUUAAUUUUUGUAGGUUUAUCGUAUAAUGAAACAAAAGACUGAUAGAAGCUUACAAUAGUGGAGCUGUGGUGUGGUGCCUUAUACACUUUGUGUCUUCUUGGAAGUAAGGUAGCCGCUCGCGAGUCGCUACGUGCGAUUUUUCAGUCGGCUGUGCAACAGGCAUGUCUAGCGCGGACAACGGUAGCGGUGAUACCGUGAUUCCUUCGAGCUGUGAUGCCGGAGAAGGUUGUGCGGAUACGAAAGUUCUGCCUGAAAAUCUCCAACAUUCUGUAAAGCGUCCUUUUUCUUUUGAAGAAGCGAAUGGAAAGCAGGCCGAGAGUGUUUCCGGCUCCGAUGAGUCGCAGCCUGUGGUUCCUGCAGGUGGCGAGGAAAGCGCAAAGAAACCCCGCAGAGAUGAUCGUGAUUAUCAUCAGAUCAAAAAGGACAAUCCUCGCUUUAGGAAGUAUGUGGAAUCUUUGGGACUUCUACCACCAGAUCAAUUAGAUUUAUUUUGGGAGACUGUCCGUGAACCACUGCCGACGUCGUUUCGCAUCACGGGUUUUCGGCGCGACUGCGAAGCCUUCAAAGGAAUUAUUAAUAAUCAUUUCUUAGCGGGUUUACCGGAGGAUGCAGCGCAGUUAUGCACGGAGAUUUCGUGGUAUCCGGAGCAGUUAGCGUGGCAGAUCAAUCUCCACCGACGCCACAUUAAACGCUGCGAUGAUUUCAAGAAUUUGCGUGAGUUCAUUAUCAACGAGACAGCCAGCGGAAACAUCAGUCGACAGGAAACUGUCAGUAUGAUUCCACCGCUCCUGCUGGAUGUCAAACCGGGUCAGAAUGUCUUGGACAUGUGUGCAGCUCCGGGAAGCAAAACAGCGCAAAUUGUGGACAUGUUGCAGGAGGAUCUUCGGAUUGCUGAAAGCGACGGGGCUCAAACCGAAGGCGAAACUCAAGGAAACGAAGAGGCGAAAUUACCUAAUGGAUUGAUUGUGGCCAACGACAUGGAACUGAAGCGUUGCCAGCUUCUGACUCACCAGUUAAAGCGUCUCCAGUCUCCCUGCGUAGUGGUAACUAACCACGACGCCAGCCUGAUGCCCAACGUGUCCCUGGAUGGCGGCGAUACGCCUGUUGCCUUUGACCGGAUACUCUGCGAUGUCCCCUGCAGUGGAGAUGGAACUAUCAGGAAAAAUUUGGAUUUGUGGCGGACAUGGCAUCCCCAUAAUGCUUUGGCCCUGCAUCCCGUGCAGUACCGCAUUCUGAAACGCGGACUAGAAAUGCUGGCUGUUGGAGGCCGUUUGGUCUAUUCAACGUGCUCGAUGAAUCCCGUGGAGAACGAAGCAGUUAUCAGUCGAGUACUAAACGAAGCCAAAACGUCGGUAGAGUUAGUGGAUUGCAGUAACCGCCUGCCUGGUCUCCAGCGCAGACCUGGUUUACAACAGUGGUCGAUUAUGGGCGCCAAUGAACAGGUCUACAGGGAUUUCACGGAAGUGCCCAAAGACUUGAAAAUGCGUAUCCGCGUAGAGUUUUUUGCUCCGCCGAAUGCGGAGACUUUGCAUUUGGAGCGGUGUAUGCGGGUGAUGCCGCACUAUCAAAAUACCGGGGCGUUUUUUAUCGCGGUAUUAGAGAAAAAAGCCACACUUCCUUGGCAGCGAUAUGGCGCACUGUCACAAGUACGCGUGAAAUCCCAGCGACUUUUCGAAAACGAACCGUUGGUUCAGUUUGCCACAGAGGAUUCACAGACUUGGGAAGUAAUUCGGAAUUUCUUUCAUGUGCAUUCAGAUUUUCCUGCCGACCAGUUAUUUAUCCGAAAAAACACCCAGGAGAAGAGCCGACACAUCUACUUGGUAUCGAAAACAGUUAAGGAUGUUCUACUGCAGAAUCAGGAUAAGUUACGAAUUGUUAAUGCUGGUGUGAGGAUUUUGACCCGUACAGGAGUUCAGGACAAUUCGUGUCCGUACAGGUUGGCGCAGGAAGGACUGCAUGUUUGGAUGGAGUACUUGGAUAUCGGUCGGAUCACCCUCAAUCGCGAAGAAGUCACCAAACUGAUGAACAAGGAUGUUAUUGACUUGACUGCGCUUCGUCCGGAAACCAAACAGGAUGUUGACAAACUGCCGGUUGGGAGUGUUGUCGUGCGAUAUGAGAAGCCUGGUGGGAUAAUGUUCGAGUUAGCGGCCUGGCGCUCAUCCUCCGCAAUCAGGUGUUAUGUGGCGAAAGAAGAACGCGGGCAUUUUCUGCGAUUGUUGCAGAUGGAAACAAUGUGACGAGCACUUUAACCUAUUUACUAUCCAUUCAGUUGAAGUGUGCGAUUUCGUACCUUUACUACGCUGCGGCUAACAAUAAGUAUCACGAGAAAUGAUGGGAUUGCGAAGGGAAAAAAAUAAACGGUUCUCUUCUGCUGUUCUGCAGAAGUGAGUAUCACUAGCCGUUAUAUAGGAAAAUCAUCACUCAAUUGAUAAAAGCAU